CUGCGCACGCAUUGAAGUUGUGUCUCUUUGGCUCCUCAGCCUUAAUGUAGCUAAGACACGGUUUUCUGUACGCCUGCGAGUAUGACCGACUUGUCCAAGGAAGCGUGGUAUCACGGUCGUGUCUCACGUGUCGACGCAGAGAAGAUUUUAGACACUACUGCCAGUGGCGAGGGCACCUUUCUGGUGAGAGACAGUCUCACGACGACUGGCGAAUACGUCCUCUCUCUGUGCCAUCAGUCCAAGAAGUUCCACUACAUGAUAUCUAGGCAGCAAGACGGCAGUGUUGCCAUACAGGACGGGGCAAAGUUUCCCGGCCCCAUAGAACUGGUUCAGUACCACACUCGUAAGGUGGAUGGGCUGCUGACCACUCUGCAAGUGCCCUGCGCUCGACGUGCUGGCCAGCCUCCUCAAGGCUACCGCUUCAUCUCCCAUGAGGACAUGCAGGCAGCCAUGCGUGAGGCAGCUCUAUUGCUGGGCUACCAGGAGCACCAAGUCAAUGAUGCUCUGCUCAAGAGGCGGAGUGCCUUUGAGCAGUUGGUUGGAGGGAUACUCCAUCGCAAACAGCUCUGGUUCCACGGGCCCAUCACUCGUGAUGAAAGUGAGUACAGGAUCAGGAACUAUGGUGUCCGGGAUGGCUUGUUCCUAGUUAGAGAGCGCACGCAAGUCAACAGCUUUGCGCUGUGUGUGGUGUUUCGCUCAGAGGUCUACCACUAUUUGCUGGACAUGAAUAAUCUGGGCCAACUGUCCAUUGAAAAUGGACGUAAAUUUGAGAAUUUACUGCAAGUUGUCGACCACUAUUCCCGCACUCCCGAUGGCUUGCUGUGUGCACUGAAUGAUGUUUGUCCUGUCACUGUUUUUGAGGAGGGGGGUCACCUCCGGGAACAGGCUAGGGUCAAACAUGGUCCUCGCAGGAUUGAAAGCAGUGAGAUUGAGGUCUUUGACAGUCUAGGGGCAGGAACCUUUGGGGCUGUGCGUGCUGCUGUCUACAAGCCAAAGAACGGAGAGCCGCAAGUGGAGUGUGCAGUGAAAUGCCUAAAGACAGACAAUCAGGGGACAAACGAGAGGAGUGAGAUCCUUCGUGAGGCAGAUGCUAUGGCAAUGCUGGACCAUCCGUACAUAGUUAGACUCUAUGGAAUUGUUGUGACCACACCCAUCAUGUUGGUGAUGGAGAUUGCUAGCCUCGGACCUCUAAACAAAUUUCUACGAAAACACCCGAACUUCCCUCACGUGAAGAUCAUUGACAUGGUUCUUCAAAUAGCGCAGGGAAUGGAAUAUUUGGAGAAGGUGCGGUUUGUCCACAGAGACCUAGCAGCUCGCAAUGUUCUGGUUGUGGACGAAGACAAUGUGAAGAUCAGUGAUUUUGGCAUGAGCAGAGCAAUAGCCGGGAAUUCCGAGUACUAUCGUGCGGAGUCUGCUGGCAGGUGGCCUCUCAAGUGGUAUGCUCCUGAGUGCAUCUACUACGCCAAGUUUGAUAGCAAGUCAGACGUGUGGAGUUUUGGAGUCACAGCCUGGGAGGCCUUCUCUUACGGUUCCAAGCCUUACCAGGGUCUGAAGGGGCAGGAGAUCAUGCAAAUGUUGGAGCACAAUCACAGGCUGGAUUGCCCCGACAAGUGUCCGCGACCACUGUUUGACAUAAUGUAUAGAUGCUGGUCAUGGAGACCUGAAGACAGACCAACCUUUGCUGAGUUGUUUGUCAGUAUAAAAGAGGUGUUGUCAGUGCUGGGCCAGGAGACUGUGCCUGCUCGUCCUCCACGUCCGACUCCAGUCCCAAGACCAGUGCAGGUUCCUUAUCGGAGCUAACCUGCACAGACAAUAUCGUUUUGUAGAAUCAGCUGUGUCCUGCACUUACAUUUCACCACACUAUUUUCUACUUCUGUCUGUUUUUAUCAUGGGUGUGUCUCAUUUGCUGGGGAUGCUGAACGCUCUGCGCAUGCGUGCCAGUAGCAGCAAUAAUGCUUUGGAGGUCGCCUUUCGUUAUACGGCGCUUGCUCCAACGAGAGAGUGGAGUGGUGAAGAGGAAUAUAGCUGUCCACAUUCCUUGGUUGCUAGUGACAGGGAGCGUGCUACUCUAUGCGUGGCGAUUGCGCAGGAAGCAGGUCAGUUGUCACGCCAGCGUGCAGACAAAGGCUGAAGCUAGGAGUGAUGGAAGGAAGGAAAAUGAGGGAAAGCGAAGGUUUUUGCAGAAAGUGGUUGUGAUAACCGGUGCAGCAGGGGACAUUGGCAAUGCAACAGCCUCUGCCUUUGCACGGGAAGGGGCAAGUAUAGUUCUGGUUGACUUGCCGCAGACCUUGCCUCAGCUGAAGGAUCAGCGCAAGGAGCUUCAAGCGAGCGGUGCUUACAAAACAGUAGUGUUGUGUGCAGACAUGACGCGUGAAGAUGAGGUGCAGAGUAUGGUGGCAAAGACAGUUGAGAGGCUAGGACCAAUCAACUGUUUCUUCAACAAUGCUGGGAUACAGGGAGAACUAGCUCCCAUUCACCACCAGAACUCUAAACUUGCCCAGAGUGUGAUACAGGUGAAUGUGAUCGGAGCAUUCUUUGGCCUCAAGCAUGUAUCAGGAGCCAUGGCAGAGUCAGGGGGAGGGGUGAUUGUCAACACUGCUAGCCUUGCUGGGCUCCUGGGACCUCGCUACAUGGCAGCUUAUGCUGCGUCGAAACAUGCAGUGAUAGGAAUGACAAAGUCAGCAGCAAAGGACCUUGCUCCCCAUGGCGUGAGGGUGUGUGCUGUGGCGCCUGGCAUACUGGAGGGUCGUAUGUGGCUGACACAAGUGGAGGGGAGGGCUCGCUGUGCUCUGUUAGCAAAGACAGGUAGUAUGCACCAUGGUGGUAGUGGGAGGGGUCACGGUGUAUUGCCCCUCCCUCUCUCUUGCAGGUGAGGACAGGAAACCCACGGAGAGUGAGCUGAGAGCCAUGGAGGAAGUGAUGGUGGCAGGGACACCGCUGGGAAGGCUUGGUCGACUGUCUGAGGUGGCUCAGGCUGUUCUCUUCCUGUGCAGUGAGGAUGCCUCCUACCUCACAGGCACAGUCCUCACAGUCGACGGAGGAAGACUUCCUUAGAGAGUUUGACACAAGACAAU
Molecule: messenger RNA, 3074 nt
Organism: Geodia barretti
Lineage: Eukaryota; Metazoa; Porifera; Demospongiae; Tetractinellida; Geodiidae
Source: the annotation of a GenBank genome assembly